GUUGAGACAAAGAUGUCGACUGAAGGCGAAUAUGACUGUAUAGUGAUCGGGGCCGGAGUGCAGGGCUCUUUCACGGCCCAUGAGUUGGUGAAGAAGAAGCAGAGGACUCUUCUGCUGGAGCAGUUCAUCCUGCCUCAUACACGUGGAAGCUCGCAUGGCCAGACCCGUAUCAUCCGCAAGGCCUACGAGCUGGACUUCUACACUCAAUUAAUGCACGAGAGCUACGAGAUGUGGGCUCAGCUGGAGAGUGAGUCGGGUGUCAAACUACAAACAGGAUUGCUGGUGCUGGGACCAGAAGACAGCCAUUCAUACCAGAUGUUCAAGAGCACACUGCAGAAAAAUAAGAUUCCUAGUGUGGCUCUGACUCCUGACAACUUCAACCAGCACAUCCCCCACUUCAACUUGACUGAAGGAGAUGAAGCUGUGGUGGAUAUAAAGGCUGGAGUUCUCUUCGCUGAUCGUGCACUCAGGACUGCGCAGAGGCAGUUUGAGAAGUUAGGCGGAAUCAUCAGAGACAAAGAGAAAGUCAUAGACAUCAAGCCUGGUCCCGUUGUGACAGUGUCGACUACAGCUGGUGUUUACCAGGCUAAGAGUGUGGUCAUCACCGCUGGACCCUGGGCUAACAAACUGCUGGCCCACACUGGCCUUCAGCUUCCACUACAGGUGACCAAGAUUAAUGUCUGCUACUGGAAAGAGAAGGUUCCCGGGUCGUACAGUGUGAACAAACGGUUUCCCAGUUUCCUUCAACUUGACAGUAAAGAGACAAUGGACCACAUCUACGGCCUCCCAUCCCAGGAGUAUCCAGGUCUAAUGAAGAUAUGCCUCCACACAGGCAGCCCCACAGACCCUGACCAGCGGGACAAGCAGACAGACAGGUCUGAUAUUGACAUCCUGCGACGCUACAUCACCCGCUGCAUCCCUGGCCUGCACCCUGAACCUGCAGUGGUGGAGAGCUGCAUGUACACAGUAACUCCUGACAGUCACUUUGUGCUGGACUGUCACCCUGAACACAGGAACAUAGUGAUUGGAGCGGGCUUUUCAGGUCAUGGCUUCAAGUUUGGACCAAUCAUCGGCAAGCUCCUGAGUGAACUGAGCCUGGGACAGGUGCCCUCCUUUGACCUUUCACCUUUCCGCAUAAGACGAUUUCAGGGACAGACCAAAUCGGCUCUGUAGAUCAGAGGUGACGAACCAACGCGGCUUCAAAUGCAUCUUCGUCAAAUCCAGAAUCCAAAGAUCCAGAAGAUUAAAAACAAAGCCUGACAUGAACCCACAGCAGGUUUUAGUUUUCAGCCUGGUUUGAGUCUUUUUAUCUAAUUUAAUCUGAGCUUUUCUACUUCCACUGGAUUUUCACUGAAAACACCAGAUCUGUUAUAUUAUGUUUCCGUAGUUUGUGAAACUGACAGAGACAAACGUAGGGAUCAACUUGUGAAGAUGUUUUUACUUUUUAGCCAGUUUAUAAUUUCAAAAUGAAAAAUAGGACUGUUAAAAUGAAUACUUUAAUAAAUGUUAAUUUGAUGUGA
This is a messenger RNA of Cynoglossus semilaevis (tongue sole), 1520 nucleotides long. It is a transcript of the gene pipox, whose product is annotated as pipecolic acid oxidase. Gene Ontology annotation, molecular function: flavin adenine dinucleotide binding; sarcosine oxidase activity; L-pipecolate oxidase activity. The transcript has 8 exons. Bases 13 to 1173 code for a protein of 386 amino acids. The record is from RefSeq and is a predicted model, not a curated record. NCBI's taxonomy places the organism in Eukaryota, Metazoa, Chordata, Actinopteri, Pleuronectiformes, Cynoglossidae. Gene Ontology annotation, cellular component: peroxisome.